Populus trichocarpa (black cottonwood) is the source of this 2125-nucleotide messenger RNA. Its product is annotated as clathrin coat assembly protein AP180. Gene Ontology annotation, cellular component: clathrin-coated vesicle; clathrin-coated pit. Gene Ontology annotation, biological process: clathrin coat assembly; vesicle budding from membrane; clathrin-dependent endocytosis. The record is from RefSeq and is a predicted model, not a curated record. NCBI's taxonomy places the organism in Eukaryota, Viridiplantae, Streptophyta, Magnoliopsida, Malpighiales, Salicaceae. The coding region runs from base 175 to 2061 and encodes 628 amino acids. The transcript has a single exon. Gene Ontology annotation, molecular function: clathrin heavy chain binding; 1-phosphatidylinositol binding; phosphatidylinositol-4,5-bisphosphate binding.
AUUUUGGUAGAAUUUACGCCUAGUAUCCUUGAAACCAAAAUCUCCUUCCAUGUUGAAGAACCCCUUUCAAGAAAGUCAUAAAGAAGAGAGAAUUUUAAUUACUCGAGGAAAAUAGAAGGUGAAAAGUGAAACAGAUUAAGGUUUGUACUGGAAAAAGAUCUGUGGUUGAACAUCAUGCCUAGCAAAUUAAGGAAGGCUAUCGGUGCUGUGAAAGACAAAACCAGCAUUAGCCUUGCCAAGGUUUCUAACGCCAAUGCAUCAAACCUUGAUGUUGUAAUUCUCAAGGCCACCAGACAUGAUGCCGUCCCAAUUGAUGAACGUUAUGUUAACGAAGUGCUCAACCUGAUCUCCUCCAACAAAAUUUAUGCAGCCUCCUCUGCUCAAGCUAUUGCCAAAAGAAUCGGCAAGACACGAAAUUGGAUCGUUGCUCUUAAGUCUCUCAUGCUUGUUCUCCGAAUUUUCCAAGACGGUGAUCCCUACUUCCCUAAAGAGGUUCUUAUUGCAAUGAAGCGUGGGGCAAAAGUUCUCAACAUUUCCAACUUUCGAGAUGACUCCAAAUCAAAACCAUGGGAUUACACUGCCUUUGUUAGGACAUUUGCUCUAUAUCUUGACGAGCGGUUGGGUUGCUUUCUCACCGGAAAACUUCAAAGAAGAUUUACUAACCGGGAACGGGAAAAUAGCCAUCCAAGAAGCAGACGUGCCAACGAUUCAGUUUCUGAAAUGAAACCGGCAAUGUUGCUGGAUAAACUCUCUUACUGGCAAAAACUGCUUGAUAGAGCAGUUGCAACAAGACCAGCGGGUGCAGCCAAGACAAACAGAUUGGUGCAAGUUUCUUUGUAUGCCAUUGUACAAGAGAGUUUUGAUCUCUAUCGUGAUAUUUCUGAUGGACUUGCGCUUCUUCUAGAUAGUUUCUUUCAGUUACAACCUCAUUAUUGUGUUACUGCCUUCCAAACUUGUGUCAAGGCCUCAAAACAACUUGAAGAGCUAUGCUCCUUUUAUGAUUUGUGUAAAAGCCUUGGGGUCGGACGAACUUCUGAGUACCCAUGUGUGCAGAAGAUAUCAGAAGAUCUUAUAGAAACAUUACAAGAAUUCUUAAGAGAUCAAUCUUCUAUCCCUACAAAUGGUAGAUCACCAGUACAUUUGCUCCUUCCAGCACCAUCAAAUGACGAUGCUUCUCCAAGCAUUGAUAGUUAUGGCAGGUGUGACGAAUCUUCAGAACCAAAUGAGAUAUUUUCAGAGAGAGGAUCUGAAUUUGGCUCACAAUGUACCUCACUGGAGGAUCUCAUGAGCGUAACGGACAUGGGAUCAAGCCCACCUAUGACGUCUAUGGAUCAUUACUUGGAGCUGUUUGAGAAACGAUCUCUUGAAGACAUCCUUUGUAUUGCUGAUUCUAACUCGAUUCAUUCAUUCACCAUUGAUCAAGGAACGUUAAGUGGGGCAAAUAGUAUUUUAGAUCUUGUAUCUUUGGAUGGCUGGCCACCAGAAGACCACCAGCAAGAGCAAGAACAAGGACAGCGAACCUCAGCCUCGGCAUUGGACUCGAGCACCGAUCAAAGUGAUGGUUGGGAGGCUGUCCUAGCAGAGACAGCAAGCCAGUCAAUGCAAGCAUCGCCAGAUUUGACCAUUGGAUUUGUGCCCAACACCGCGUGCAAUUUCUUUGAUCAAGAUUCAGCUCAUGUCGCUAGUGAAUUAGAGCCUCCGAUUGCCAACAAUAUCUUCGAUCAAGCUUCACUGCCAGAUCAACAAUACAAUCCAUUUCUUCAAGAUACAACUGAAAUACCAGCAAUUGUUGCUCCCACAGACAGCCAAGCAGUAUGUCCUGUGAAUGAUAUGCUUUCAAUGGCCCCUACAUUUCAGGCCACCCCAACCUUCAGCGUGCAGAAAUCUGAUACAGCAGCAGGAUUGCACAACGAAGACGAUCCGUUUGCAUCAUGCCUUGCUAAAAUGGCUGCUGGACAUAAACCCAAUGGUUCCAUGGAUCAACAAAUUAUGUUGCAACAACAGCAAUUGUGGCUGCAGCAGCAGGACAUGAUUAUAGCGAAGAAAAUGUCAUAUAUUUGAUACGAAAGCAUUGAAUAUUAAUUGCCGUAAACUUCGACUAUGUGAGUACGUGAAGUUAACAAGA